AGUCACUCCCAACAGCAAAACCCAAGAGAUUGAGAGAAGAAAAUCAAAGAAAGAAAGAGAAGAAAAACCCAAAAGAGGAAAAACCCAAGUAGGAUUUUGUUUCAUUUUCGCUUGGUUUCUGUCAAAAGUGGUGGGAGAGUAUCCAUGGCAGCUGCAGCAGCUCCUCAGCUCUACUUCGAUGAGAAAUGGAAGCUGUCGAAGAAGGAAGGAAGAGGGUCUUCUUCUUCAUCAUCCUUCAUGAGGAGUUCUUCUUGUUCUUCUGCUUCUCUCAUGAGGAGUUCUUCUUCUUCUGCUGCUACUUUCAUGAGGAGUUCUUCUUCUUCAUCUUCUUCUUCGAGGGGGAGAUCUUCUUUUACGAGGAAAUGCGCGAGUCUUGUGAAAGAACAGAGAGCCAGGUUCUAUAUUAUGAGGCGAUGUGUUACCAUGCUCGUUUGCUGGAGAGAUUAUAGAGAUUCUUAGAAGGGAAAAUGCACAAAUCUCCAUCUCUAUCUCUCUCUCUUUGAGAUUGGUUGAAGAUCUGCCGUCCAAGAAAGGGAAUGAAGGAAAAGAAAAAAAAAAAACAUUCAUGUUGUAUAUAUUUUUUGUUUUUGCUGGUUUUUUUUUUUCCUUUCUCCUUUCGGAGGAGACGGAUUUGUUAUGUGAGAGAUUACCGUGAGUUGAAGAGAGUAUUUUUAUAGAUUUUUGAAAUAUUG
Magnolia sinica is the source of this 692-nucleotide messenger RNA. RefSeq names its product small polypeptide DEVIL 11-like. Lineage: Eukaryota; Viridiplantae; Streptophyta; Magnoliopsida; Magnoliales; Magnoliaceae. Bases 145 to 459 code for a protein of 104 amino acids. The transcript has a single exon. The record is from RefSeq and is a predicted model, not a curated record. Gene Ontology annotation, biological process: negative regulation of cell population proliferation.